ACGAGGAGCAAGGAAGGCACAAUGUUUAGCAUCUGCUUAUAUUUAUAAAGAACAAAGGCCUUUUCCGAGGUCAAAUGCUCUUAAUAAUAUUUCAUAUAGUUGAUAUUAAAGACUAACUACACGAUAAACACGAAAAAUGUUCCCUGGAUUGGGGCCAACACAACAACCGGGUCAACCUGGUCCCCUCCCUGUUGGAGUCGGAGCCAUGGGACCACCAGGCUUCUCUUCUGGCGCACCACCUGGACCCAACAGAUUCGGAGCCCCACCACCGUCAAUAACGUCAUUACCACCAACCACACUCACUGGGAAUCUACCGCCACCAGGUCCGAUCAGUCAGAUUGUUGCUCCCCCACCUGGGCCCGUUGCCUGCGAUUUCCAAUGCCCAGGCCGCCCGAACCAUGGCACCGAGGGCCGACCUAUCAUGCUGCGUGCCAACCAUUUUCAAGUUCGAAUGCCCAAAGGUUUUAUCCAUCACUAUGACGUGUCAAUUACACCAGACAAAUGUCCACGAAGAGUCAACAGAGAGAUUGUUGAAACAAUGGUACAAGCAUACAGCCAGCGGAUAUUCAACGGCCAGAAACCGGUCUUUGAUGGACGGAACAAUCUCUACAGCCGUGACCCUCUGCCUAAUAUUGGACGAGACAAGGUUGAGCUAGAAGUGACACUGCCCGGUGAGGGCAAGGACCGUGUGUUCAUGGUCGCUAUCAGGUGGACUGCUCAGGUCAAUCUAUACGCUCUCGAGGAGGCUCUCGAUGGGAAACUUCAAGAGAUACCAAACGAUGCCAUACUAGCCCUCGAUGUGGUCAUGAGGCAUUUACCAAGCAUGAAAUACACCCCAGUAGGACGGUCAUUUUUCUCGCCGCCCGAAGGCUACGACCACCCACUCGGUGGGGGACGAGAGGUCUGGUUUGGCUUCCAUCAAAGUGUACGACCGUCACAUUGGAAAAUGAUGCUAAAUAUAGAUGUAUCUGCCACUGCGUUUUAUAAAGCGCAGCCUGUGAUUGAGUUCAUGUGUGAGGUCCUCGACAUCCGUGAUGUCAAUGAACAACGCCGACCGCUCGUUGAUUCACAGAGAGUCAAAUUCACCAAGGAAAUAAAAGGUCUCAAGGUUGAAAUCACCCACUGCGGUACGAUGAAAAGAAAAUACAGAGUAUGCAACGUUACUCGCAGACCAGCCCACACUCAGUCCUUCCCGCUGCAGCUCGAUUCAGGCCAGACAGUUGAAUGUACCGUCGGAAAAUACUUUGCCGAGAAAUACAAAAUGAAACUACAGUAUCCACACCUUCCAUGCCUACAAGUCGGCCAAGAACAGAAACACACCUACCUACCACUUGAGGUCUGCAAUAUCGUCGCGGGUCAGCGCUGCAUCAAGAAGCUGACUGACAUGCAGACGUCAACGAUGAUAAAAGCCACGGCAAGAUCUGCUCCUGAUCGCGAGAAAGAAAUCAACAACUUGGUUCACAAAGCAGACUUCAACAACGAUCGCUACCUGCAAAUGUUCGGUAUCAGCGUCUCAAAUCAGCUGACCGAAGUUCAAGGUCGCGUCCUGGUGCCACCAAAGUUGCAGUAUGGCGGCCGGCAGCAAAAAGCCCAGGCAGUACCAACCCAAGGAGUGUGGGACAUGCGAGGCAAGCAGUUCUACACUGGCAUCGAGAUCAGAGUCUGGGCCAUAGCGUGUUUUGCCCCGCAGAGGACAGUCAGGGAGGAUUCAUUGAGAAACUUCACACAACAGCUGCAAAGAAUUUCAAACGACGCGGGGAUGCCUAUCGUUGGUCAGCCAUGUUUCUGUAAAUACGCGACCGGCCAUGACCAGGUGGAGCCCAUGUUCCGUUUCCUCAAGAAUACCUACCAAGGUUUACAACUCAUUGUUGUGGUGCUGCCUGGAAAAACACCUGUUUAUGCUGAAGUGAAGCGCGUCGGAGACAUCCUGAUCGGUAUGGCCACUCAGUGCGUUCAGGCCAAAAACGUCAACAAAACCUCGCCACAAACACUGUCCAAUCUCUGCCUUAAGAUCAACGUCAAGCUUGGAGGAAUCAACAAUAUCUUACUGCCAAGUAUAAGGCCAGCAGUGUUCAACGAACCCAUCAUCUUUCUGGGCGCUGACGUCACCCACCCACCAGCCGGAGACACCAGCAAACCAUCGAUCGCAGCUGUCGUUGGGAGCAUGGACGCCCAUCCCAGUCGUUACUCGGCAACGGUCCGUAUCCAGCAGCAUCGCCAGGAGAUCAUCCAGGAUCUGUCGACGAUGGUCAAAGAGCUCCUCAUACAGUUCUACAAGUCCACGCGAUUCAAACCAGCCAGGAUCAUCUUCUACAGGGAUGGAGUCAGCGAGGGGAAAUUCCCUGAGGUACUACAGCAUGAGUUGCGAGCUGUUCGUGAGGCGUGUGUGUUGCUCGAGGUUGGCUACCAACCUGGGAUCACGUUUGUUGCAGUACAGAAGCGCCAUCACACGAGACUGUUCUGUGCGGACAGAAAAGACCAAAUUGGAAAAAGUGGCAAUAUUCCUGCUGGUACGACCGUUGAUGUUGGCAUCACACAUCCAUCAGAGUUUGAUUUCUAUCUAUGCAGCCACGCUGGUAUUCAGGGCACUAGUCGACCAUCUCACUACCACGUUCUCUGGGACGAUAAUGGAUUCAGUGCCGACCAGCUGCAGAUGCUGACCUAUCAACUCUGUCACACGUAUGUGAGGUGUACGCGCAGUGUCUCCAUCCCGGCGCCCGCAUACUAUGCACAUCUGGUGGCCUUCCGUGCACGCUACCAUCUCGUGGAGAAGGAACACGACAGCGGUGAAGGAAGUCAUUCCUCGUCAUCAAACGAUGAUCGAUCGUCAGUUGCGAUGCUUCGAGCCAUCACAGUUCACCCGGACACUUUGAAAGUCAUGUAUUUCGCGUAAAGUCAGCAGCGAGAGUCGUUGGGCGUUUGGCAUCGCAAUAAGUCUCGCUGUGAGUUUUGCAUCGCAAUAUUAAGUCUUGUUGUUAAGAGAAAGAGACGAUAUCUAGCGGUCUGUUAAAAAGAAUGGGCCAUUUAUUUUGUGAACUCUUUCAGUUGACAGUUUUGUGUAGAAGAGAAUGUCUAGGUGUCUGGUGCGUGAAGUCUGACCUUUUAUAAACUAUCUAUGUGAAUCACCCACAAGACCAACAUAUGUAUACCACAACAGAUCUGUUUAACCCUUUAGACCUAAACCCGCCCGUCUUGCAUACAUACUUUAUAAAAGGCUUAGAAGAUGUGCCAUUUUGGCAAGAACAUGGGUCGGUCCAUUUUCCAUUUUUUAUUGUUGUUUGCUCAUCGUUGAAAUCUGCCAUUGUCAGUCAAGGACUGAGGUCUUCGCCUGAUUUGUCGUCGAAUUGAGAAAAUUUUGACCAAAAUUGAAAAAUAAUAAAGACUCCGGUUGUAUGGUGCUCAUUUAUGCCUGUUACAGGUUCAAAAUUGUUUGAAAAAAGUUCUUCAAAAAAAUGUGGAAAAUUUCAAAUAUCCUUUCUUCAUCAUCAUCCUCAACAUGUUGAUCCUGUUUGAUCUUUGCUUUCUCAGAAACUAAACAAGAAUGCCUCAGUCCUUUUCUUGUUCACCUUGUCACAUUGUGAAGGUUCAUUGUUUAUCAUCUCGUGUCAGUCAUUUUUAAUUUUGUCAUGGUGAUAGUCGUUGCCAAGGAAAUCAUUCGGUGGCUAUGGGCACCCUUACUGUGCACCAUUGUGCUUGUUAUGUGCACCAGCCCCAUUCAAAAGGGUUUAUUCAAAUUCAAGCAAUACAUUCACAAAUAUUCAGUCUCAUUGAUUGUUUAUGUUGUGGAAAAUGGUAACCAUGGUAACAUUUUGCAUCAUGCUAAACAGAACCAAAGAACCUGUUUCCGAAAUUUUUGCAAUGGAAGGAAAAAGUCGAGUCAGAAAUUCACAGUAUUCAUUUGAUGGAUUGAUUUAUUUUAUGAAAUUUUUUAUUUUUUUUCUAUCGAAAAAAAUAUUUUUUUGCAAUUUUUAUUUUUGCGAAUCUUGAUUAUUUGCGGUGUCCGCCUUUUGAGCGAGAAUACAGUUUACUAAUUUUGGCCAAUCAGCGAUGAGGUUUUGACCUUGCUGUUGUUAAUUUCUUUGCUCUUGUAUACCAUGUCUUCCAUUGGAGUAGCUUGUGGCAGGAAAUCCAAACAUGGAAAUAUCAAGACACCGAAGAAAUAUUUUAUCAUCAUAUCUGAAAGUUUUGUAGAACUUUUGUUACCAUGGCAACUAUGUCUUUAAUAACAUGAAUAAUGAAAAAUGAUUAAAAGCUAGAAGUUGUUUUAAGUGUUGAUUUUGGUUAUAUAUUGGAAGUGCUGUCUUCUCUGCUGGCUGUCGUUAGUUCUCAUCCAGCUGCACCUCAGUAUCUUUGUCAUGUCGGCGUAUUUUUGAAGGAAACCUUGUUUACGGUGUCGUUCUCAAGUUACUCAUUAUUGUUUUGUUUUCAUAUCGCAAUUGAACACUCAGGCACUGGGCUCAGAAAUACUGGAAAACAUUGGUGGGAAAUUUUUGUUCAAACGCUACAAAAACUGGGGUGUGUUUGUGGAAAUGGAAGAUCACAAAUGUGGGAUUCAAAAUAAUGUGGGGUGUUUGCAUUGAUGCACUGUGCAAGAUCUCUUGGUAAAAGUUUAAAUCGGAUCUCAGCAACUUCAAGAUGAGAACCAGGUUGAUAUUGUAAUAUGAGGUUUUGACAAGGUUUUCUACAUAUCGAACAGUUUGCCAAAAAAACUUCUGGAAACCCGAAACCAUCACCAUUUGGUACUGAUGCAGAACAGCCCUAAAAGUGAGCACCUACUUAAUGGGGAUUUUAAGUAUUUUCCAAAUUCCAUCCAAUUAAAGUUUUCUCGAUUUGGUGACGGAAGUUUUUUCUCGUCCUUGAAAUAUUUUUAAGGGCUGGUAAACAGGUGAAGAACAGACUGGUUAAAGCCAGUUACUCAAAAUGCUAACAUUUCUGUAGAAGUUGUUGACGAAUUGGUAAAACAUCCUAUUAUGAUAGUUCAGACAUUUAUACUGAAACUUAUAUAAUUUCCGAGCAUUUGUUCAUGAAAUGAUUAAUCAAAUGUGUUUUAGAAUAUAACCAGUGUUCUCAGUACUGAGGGGUCCCUGCCUUUGAACCUACUGAAGGGAGGCUUAAGUGUCCACUGAGCUUACCGAGAGUGAAAAGGCAUUGAUAUUUGGUGAGGAAUUUUGGUAAAGAAGGCCUUAACUGUUUUAUACCUUCUCAAGCAGAAAAUAAGAAUAACAUUUUGUCAAAAAGUAUCCUGUAAACACUGCCUUGUAAGAACAGUUUAAAACUCACCCGUCCUGAUAUUCUGCAGCGCCACAUUUGCCAGUCUCAGGACGCCCCCUGGGAGGUGCCGAGAACACUGAGACUUAGAUGAUAUUUAAGCACUAUUUUAAUAUUUUGUGUGUUAUUGUAUGUUUAUAUCGACCAACCCUACCAAAGCUUGGUGCAGGGUCUUUAGGCUGUGACUUGUAGGUCGGUCAGUAGAUACAGGGUGGCUCGAAAAUAACCCCCAUUUUGCAAUUAUGCGUCUAUUAUCGCUUAUCGCACAUCAGCAAUAAAUGUUUUCAUUCAGUGUUGAUCAGGUGUAAAAUACGGCAUUAAUGCGUCAGUUUAUGUUCAAGUCCGGUCAGAAAUCGUUUUGUUGCCAGCUCAAAAUAGCAUCUUGACUUGAAGGGUUAACAUUUUUAGAUUUCCUGCUCAUCAUAAUUAUGUGAAUGUUGACUUUUGAAAUUUCAAGAUGUGAAUUAGCAACAACUUUUUCCCAUGUUUGCUGCCAAAUACUUUCGUCAUAAUGAUGAUUGUUGAUUUUUUGGGCCACCCUGUGUAUUUUAUCUCACUGAUUGUAUUGUAAAUUAACAUGGAUUAUUAUUGUAAUUUUGCAUUUGUUAGUUAGUUUGAAGUGGCAUUAUAUAUUCAUGCAGAUCUCUGAUUCACUUGAUUAAGUUUGCAACACAAAAAGCUUAAGUUUGAUUUUGCGGAGCCACACAAAAACCGUUUCAGCAUAUCAUUGCAAGACAAGAUACACUGUACAGUGUUUAUCCGUUCGUCAUUUUGUGAAAAAUAACUCCUAGUUUGCAAUUUGACUAUAAAAAUGCAUCAGCGAGGUUUUGACAAUUUUGAUUGUGAACAUUUUACCGUGUGCCCAAAUGUUCUGAAAUGUAUGGGAUUGAUCAUUCAUUACAUGCAUGGGCAAUGGUGGUGUCAACUCUGAAAUGGUGGAUAUAGUGCAUAUCACGUCAAGCAAUGAAGCACUUUUUAUGCUGUUCUGGUGCAGGAUUUGGCUUUGAAGAAAGUUAUUUGUGUCUGGCAGCAAGUUUUUCAUUUCUGAGUCAAGUUUGUGUUUUCUCCAUAGGAAAAGGUGGUGAGUAGUUUAUGUUAUAGCAUUUGUGCCGAGAAUAGUUAGCUAUGAAGUUACGUCCAUUUCACAUAAUUAUGAGACUUUAAUUAAGACGGGAAGUAAGUUAUAAUUUGUAUGCUAGAAAAUGUCUGAUCUUCCCCUGAUGAUCAAUAAGUGCACAGAAAUAGAAUGAUCAAAUUUUAUGACAAAUUUGAACAAAUUUACGCCAAGCCAGAUAAGAUUGGAUAUAAUGUAAAUAGAAGUAUCAGGAUUGCUCUUGUUACUCUGGUUGCCAAUAUCGAUUUGUAUGUUUUUACGCACAGCUGAACCAUUUUAAAAGGUUUCAAAAACACAAAAAAAUUGCUUUUACACAGAUAUUUCCUUUUGUUGAAUGGCUGUAGACCAGGCCUGUUGGAAGUGCUUCCUACCAUUUCCUGGCUUCUAAUUCGGUUUGUUUGCUCGUCUCGGGGGAGGGUCCACGAUGGCUACUUCUACUUUCUCAUGCUGGUGCAGUAACCAAUGAUUUGGUUGGAAACUCAGUCGACCAUGAUGCCGAUUCAGAAGUCUUAAAGGAGUUGAGAAAGUCAGGAUAUAUCGAACCCGUAAGCUCUGAUGAUGAAACCACUUCCUUCUCCAGCCUUAAUGGGUUGUAUAUUUAAGCUGUUAACACCUGCAUCAACUAACACCUGUUUUCAAAUACCAAGAAACAAAUCAUUUGAACAAAACUUUGGUUGUAUUCGUAAGAACAAUUUUGAAAGAAAUUUGUAAAAAAGUAAAAAUUUGUUAUAUGCGUAUGCAGCUGCUAACACCUGCAUCAACGAACACCUGUUUUUCAAAGUUUUUCCCAUUUGAGGCUUGUGUGCAUUACUGGCUUAUCCAGAAUAUUUUUGAUUCGUUUCUGAAGAGUUCAUAGUUUAUUUAAUGAAUUUUCCAUAGAAGUUGACCCCUUAAACUGUCAUUUUUGAUUCAUUUUUGUAAAUUAUGUAUUCAAUUUAAAUGGGUUGAUUGGGUUUGUAAGUAUUUGCUUGUGUGUUUGGUAAUUUAUCUAAAAUUAGUAUGGUUAGGUUCCAAAUGAAUAGGAAAGUUUAGAGAUCUAGGCUGUCUCUGCCAGCCUUUACCCCUGGUUGUCACAGAUAUCACUGAAUUCAGUGCAGUUGUGUCUCAACGUUGCAAGACUUGUCCCCUAUCCAUUACCUACCUUGUUGGCCCUAAGGCUGCUAUGAAAUUUGAACCUCACCUGCACGGAGGACAGAAUGCACUAAGUAUUCAUAAGUUCAUUAUUUAUUUUGAUGUUUUAUUGUGUUUCUAUAACGUUUUUGCUGAUCAUAUUUGGGAACAUAUAACUACUUACGUGGCGAAAGGAAUGAGUUCGGUAAUCCACUUCAUGUCAGCCAAUCAUUGGCAUGAAGACCGCAAAUAAUAAAUUGUUUGGCUCCCGGUGACAUUUCAGAUCUAGUUCACUGUACAUCUGCAUAAACAUCAUAUUUUUUUUCAUCAAAGUAAGUACCAUGAUCAUGUCCAAAACUGCGAUUAUCACAGAGUGAAAAAACACCACCCUCAUUUUACUCAGAGCCAAAUAAUUUGUCAAAGUGAAGUAUACAUGGUAUUUUAUAGAUCUGUAACACAGUGCAGCUAGUUGAGUAUCACAGCUCUGUUAACCUUGACCUUCAAUAAACCGCACCAAAAGGCCAACUGAAGUGAUCGAAUGUUCCGUAUGCCUUCAAGUGUUAGGGUCUUAUUUCAUUAGAUCAUAGUUCCUUAGAAUACAGUGUAUUUUAAGUGCUCUCUUUCGUCCAUGCUUUGAUUGUAUUUGGUUGUUCAUGUGCGUCAUUUUACCUUGAAAGCUAUGUUUAACAACCACAGAAUAUAUUGUAAAUCAACUAAGAUGAUUAAAUGUAUGUAGUAUGAUUAAA
This is a messenger RNA of Lineus longissimus, 8238 nucleotides long. RefSeq names its product protein argonaute-2-like. Gene Ontology annotation, biological process: regulatory ncRNA-mediated post-transcriptional gene silencing. The transcript is spliced from 17 exons. Gene Ontology annotation, molecular function: miRNA binding; single-stranded RNA binding; protein binding. The coding region runs from base 137 to 2893 and encodes 918 amino acids. The record is from RefSeq and is a predicted model, not a curated record. Lineage: Eukaryota; Metazoa; Nemertea; Pilidiophora; Heteronemertea; Lineidae.